UCUUGCUGCUGCCAGGUCCAGAGUGUGUCAUGGGUCCCUGUACGGCCUCCCAUUGCUGCUGUCUCCAUCGCCACACUCUGCCAUGUGCCACUUUCAGGUCUCCUCACACUGCUGGUGGGUUCCAUUUUGUCAUAGGGUGCUGGCAGAUUACGGGCCUCCCAUUGCUGCUGCCAGGCCCGUAAUCUGCCAUGGGCCCCCGUACCGCCUCCUCAUGCUGCUGCCAGGUCCAGAGUGUCUCAUGGGUCCCUGUACGGCCUCCCAUUGCUGCUGUCUCCAUCGCCACACUCUGCCAUGUGCCACUUUCAGGUCUCCUCACACUGCUGGUGGGUUCCAUUUUGUC
Molecule: messenger RNA, 340 nt
Organism: Staurois parvus
Lineage: Eukaryota; Metazoa; Chordata; Amphibia; Anura; Ranidae
Source: the annotation of a GenBank genome assembly